UCCUAAAUAUGGGUGAGGAGUUUCUACAACAUGCUUAUAAAUCAAAAUGUGAUUUUCAAUUUGAAGUAAACAGAACAAUUACUAUGGAUAUUGAAGCUGGGGUAAGGCAAUCGAUAGAAUUGAUUUUACAGCGUUUGAAAAAAAGUUCUGCAUUUGAAGUGGCUGACAUAAUACCGACAGGAAGUUUUUAUGAGGGCACGAAAAUAGGAGCGCCUGACGAGUUUGAUUUUAUGCUAACUUUAGCAAAGCUUUCUGGAGCCGACAAAAUAGCUCUUCAGCCUGGUUGUUCUGAUUGGUAUCCUUAUAUCAAAUUACAACCUGGUAUUGAAUUUCCCCAGAGGUAUAAAAUUAAUAUUUUUUAUGACAGUGAAGAACAAAGAAAAAAUAAAGACUUCCUGGGAAAUCCUAGAUUCGUGGUUACGGACUUUUGGAAGGAAAUUGCAAAUGAGGUCGAUUGUAUAAAUGCUUCCCCUGUGAAAGUGAAUAUUCCUCUGACUUAUGGAACCAUGUCUUUUGAACCUUGUGAGGGCAAGAAACUUGAGCUUCACUACAUACAAAACUCAACCUUACCAAAAAAUGCUGACAUUCAAAUAAAAGAGGAAAUAUUUCCAGUUGGGAGUUUAAGAAUUGGAGUUGAUCUCAUGUUGGCAAUUGAACAUCCUUCCGUAGAAUCAAUACUGAAACUACCAGGGUUUCCAAAGACCUUUAAAGAGUUACUUUAUAAACAUGGAUGUCAUGUUAUUCCAAAAUCAUGCCAUACUGAUCAUAUGGUCCAUACAAAGUGUUGGUUUGUAACUUUUUCGUGCAUGGAACGUGAGCUGAUAAACAACAUGAAUGACCACCACAAGAAAUGUUACAAGAUUCUGAAGUCACUUAUUAGCAGUGAUAUAACCAUGUCAAGAAAAUGCAUGAACUUGUCAUCUUAUACUCUGAAAACUGCAUUCUUGUUUCAUGUGUAUGGAGAAAACGGAUGUUUAUAUUCAAGAACAAUGUCGGCAUGUAUUUGCGAAAUUUUAGACUAUAUGUCGUUAAAUCUAUAUUAUUCCAAGAUGCCUUGCUUUUUUGCAAGGGAUAUGAACACUUGGGGAAAUAUUCUGGAAACUCCUUGGUUUCCAUGGAGGGUGUCAGAAAGUUCCAAGGACUCCAGUUAUGUAUUUGCAUUAUGCUGGAUAAAAUUAAUGUAUCACUUUUUAACAUAUCUGAAGAAUAUAUUCGUUAAAAAGGCACCACUUUUUGGCAAAGAUUCGAAAAUUUUAUUUUCAAGAUGCGACUAUUUCAAAAAAGCAGUGGAGGUUCUGAUGAAGCAUUUUUCAAAAAACCGAUUAUUUUUUGAGAUCGAAAAGGUUCCUGGUUCUUUAGAGAGUUGCACAGAUACAUUUUUCUCGAUCUUCAUCCAGAAACUAAAACAGAGUUAUAAUGUAGACUUAUCCUUUAUUAAUUAUUGAAACAUUGGAUAUUAUGUGGUUUCAAAGUUCAUUGUAUGUAAAGAUCCUCAUAUUUAAGGAGGAAUAGGAAAAAUGUUUCAAAAUGUCGAGUUUUACCCAAUCUUGAUUCACAGG
Messenger RNA from Saccostrea echinata, 1559 nucleotides. RefSeq lists its product as uncharacterized. The record is from RefSeq and is a predicted model, not a curated record. The transcript has a single exon. Lineage: Eukaryota; Metazoa; Mollusca; Bivalvia; Ostreida; Ostreidae. The coding region runs from base 9 to 1445 and encodes 478 amino acids.